ACAGCAGGAAGUAAAAUCCGCUUGAAAGAUAUGUACUAAACCUAUGCAAAGAGAAAGUAGAAAGCUGGAUGGAAAUUCUAGUUUGCAAAAGGAAUGAUUAAAUUACGUUUUUUUACUAUUAAACGGACACAAGAAAUGAAGAAAACAUAGAGAGAAUUAUAAGCUAAGCAGAUGAAAAGCAGAGAAAUAUUGGAGUUUAAACACAUCUACUGAUAUUUUAAACGCAAAAAGUAAAUAACUGGUAAACCAGACUUAGUUGCUAUGGCGCUGGUAGAUGGUAUCCGCGUUGUCCGGGGGCCGGACUGGACUGGGGGCGAGGAAGACGGAGGCGAGGGUCACGUGGGGACUGUUACAGACAACAACGAAGACAACACUGUUGAGGUACAGUGGGACAUGGGGCAGACGGGGACAUACAAAACCGGAAGCGAAGGGAAAUGUGAGCUACGCAUCCUUGACAGUGCCGCCGCGGGUCUCAAACACCAAGGGGAAACGUGCGCCGGAUGCAAGGAAUCCGAUUUCCCAGGGACCCUGUGGCGCUGCAAGACCUGUCCGUCCGUCUCUCUGUGCACGCUCUGCUACUUCAAAGACCUACACGAGCUGCAACAUGAAUUCAACAGGGUUGACGUUCCUGGUUGGAGCGGAAUGCCGGUGAAAAAGCGGUCCAUCAGCAACAAGAUGCGGGCCCUUGGGAUAUUUAAGGGCGCCAAGGUGAAGCGGGGAGCAGACUGGAACAGCGGAAAUCAGGACGGCGGCGAUGGAAAGGUCGGUACCAUAACUGAUGUAGUCAACUACGGGACAACGGGGCCAUGGCGUGACGCGGUCAAGGUCAAAUGGCUAUCUGGGGACUCCAACCAAUACCGACUGGGCUACAGGGGGAAGGUGGACCUGGAAUGUGUUGAGGAAACCCCGGGCCUCGAUUACUACAGGGACCACCUAAUGCCCAUGAACACCAACUUUAAACCAGACACUACCCCGGUCACACGGACGUCAACAACCGCUAAGCCAGCCAUGAAACCUAAACCCUCCAUACGGCGGCAGGCGUCCACUAUGACUCGGGCGCAGGUUGGAGACAAGGUGUGCGUCGAACUUCCGGAAGCAGCUCUUAAGGAGAUGCAGAAGGGCCAUGGAGGCUGGAGUAUGCGCAUGAAGGAUUACAUUGGUCAACACGGGGUGGUACGCAAGUUCGAGGAGAACGGUGACUGUGUGAUCGACUAUGACGACAAGCAGUGGCGCUUCAACCCGGAAGCCCUCAGAAAGGUGACGCCCCUGGAAGUGGCUGCGGAGGCCGGACACUUGAAUUGCGUGAAGCAAGUCCUGGACCAAUGCGUCAUCAAGGAACAUCCAGAGUUCGCAAAGUACCCGUAUGUGGCGCUCGCCUGCAUACCACAGUCGCAGAUCGCUGUUGACCUAAUUUUGCGCAAGGACAAACCGAAAGCAGACGACAUCAAACUCGCGAUUGAAGUAUCGCUGAAAAAAGCGAGCGCGAUGUGCUUGGAACUUCUGCUCCAGCAGAAAGUUAAAACAGACGACAUGUUUGGAAAACGGAACUUCUUCCAUAUGUUGUACAGUUUUAGCAAUAUGUCGCAGUUUGGGACAGACGGAUAUCGGCGGUUACCGGAAGUGACGCGGAUUUUGAUUAAGUACAAAUAUGACGUCAAGCGUGCGUCACCACCGAACACAUAUCCAAUGUACAGUCUGAUCAAGAAUUCAGUUUGUAUACAUGACUAUGUGAACACAAGGCAUUACGUCUUUUGUUUGCGCAUGCUCGUUGAGGCUGGGGCGGACCCAAAUUUUGACGAAACUCAACACGAAAAGAAACUCAACAUGAAAGGAAUCAAGUCGGAGCACGGUCGUAUGUCGUACAGCUCAGCUAUGCAUUGCUUAUUGGAAACAAUUGAGUGCUUUUCCGAGUACCUUGAAUCGAAAUCAUUAGCAGUGCGGUUCAUUACUCAAAUGGCGGAAUGUCUGAUUCAAGCGAACGCUCGCCUUAAUGGGGAGGGGCGAUUGGGGGGUCGGGAUUGCGAUCGAUACGGUACAGUGCUACACCAAUUCGCCAAAUCUAGCGUCAAACUUGGCGUAGAUACUGACAUUUUUAAGUACCUGUUACGUCAAGGCGCCGAUCCAAACGCGCGUGAAAAGAACGGAAAAUACGUCAUCAAUACGUUCAUCGAUACGUUAUUUGAUAGUCUGAAGGAAUUGACUUACAGAGAGCACCCGCCUGACCACACCGACAAUGUGGAAAUCAUGUUGUCAUUGUCGCUGUUCAUGACUCGCGCAUGCGUGAUGGAGACGUUGAAGAUAGUGAAGAAAGAUUAUUCAAGAAGCACGCCCCAACAUCUCAAGAAGUAUUACGACAUGGCGGUGAAAUCAUUGGACGAACGAGUAAAAGAGGUCUGGCCCCUUAAACGGAUAUGUAGGGUCCUCAUUUGGGAUUUGUGUAAUAGGGACGCCAGCAAAGUGAAGUCCCUACCAACCGACAUUGAAUCUAGAACGUACAUUCUACCAAGUAUAUGAAAACGUGUAUAGAUAUCACCGACCAAUGAAUUAGUGUUGUUCCGUCCAUAGACCAAACUUUUCAAAUGUGAUGUUAUUUGUUAUUAUAUUUUAUAUUAGAUAAUAAAUAUACAUGUCAAGGACUCCUUUAUCAUUAACAAUAAAACACAAGUUGGUCAUCAAGGCACCGUAUCGUUCACCUGUGUACCAUGGCUUUAACAAAGCUUUCAGUAUUGUAAAAAGAAUACUUCUUUUUUAUCUCCUUUAAAGUGACUCGCAAGUUUAUUUUAGAUUUGUACAAAUCAAGUUAUUUUAAGUUUUUUAUGAAUAAACAAA
Messenger RNA from Mya arenaria, 2829 nucleotides. RefSeq names its product E3 ubiquitin-protein ligase MIB1-like. Lineage: Eukaryota; Metazoa; Mollusca; Bivalvia; Myida; Myidae. Gene Ontology annotation, molecular function: ubiquitin-protein transferase activity; protein binding; zinc ion binding. The transcript is spliced from 10 exons. Gene Ontology annotation, cellular component: cytoplasm. Bases 262 to 2514 code for a protein of 750 amino acids. The record is from RefSeq and is a predicted model, not a curated record. Gene Ontology annotation, biological process: protein ubiquitination.